Messenger RNA from Danio rerio (zebrafish), 1505 nucleotides. RefSeq names its product actin alpha 1, skeletal muscle b (gene acta1b). Gene Ontology annotation, biological process: cytoskeleton organization. Gene Ontology annotation, cellular component: cytoskeleton. The record is from RefSeq and is marked provisional. Lineage: Eukaryota; Metazoa; Chordata; Actinopteri; Cypriniformes; Danionidae.
ACUGAAUCCACCAGCGGUUGUUCUGCACUGAGCUUCAGCAGAGAAAGAAUACAUCAAGAUGUGUGACGACGACGAGACUACCGCCCUUGUGUGCGACAACGGUUCCGGCCUGGUGAAGGCUGGCUUUGCUGGUGAUGACGCCCCCAGAGCCGUCUUCCCCUCCAUCGUUGGUCGCCCCCGUCACCAGGGUGUCAUGGUGGGUAUGGGUCAGAAGGACUCAUACGUAGGAGAUGAAGCUCAGAGCAAGAGGGGUAUCCUCACUCUGAAAUAUCCCAUCGAGCACGGCAUCAUUACCAACUGGGACGACAUGGAGAAGAUCUGGCACCACACCUUCUACAAUGAGCUCCGUGUUGCCCCUGAAGAGCACCCAACUCUGCUGACUGAGGCCCCUCUGAACCCCAAGGCUAACCGUGAGAAGAUGACCCAGAUCAUGUUUGAGACCUUCAACGUCCCAGCCAUGUAUGUGGCCAUUCAGGCUGUGCUGUCCCUCUACGCUUCUGGCCGUACCACUGGUAUCGUGCUGGACUCUGGUGAUGGUGUGUCCCACAAUGUCCCCAUCUAUGAGGGUUAUGCUCUGCCACACGCCAUCAUGCGUUUGGAUCUGGCUGGUCGUGAUCUUACCGACUACCUCAUGAAGAUCUUGACUGAGCGCGGUUAUUCUUUCGUCACAACCGCUGAGCGUGAGAUUGUGCGUGACAUCAAGGAGAAGCUGUGCUAUGUGGCUCUGGACUUUGAGAAUGAGAUGGCCACCGCUGCCUCUUCCUCCUCCCUGGAGAAGAGCUACGAGCUGCCCGACGGCCAAGUCAUCACCAUUGGAAAUGAGCGUUUCCGCUGCCCAGAGACCCUCUUCCAGCCUUCCUUCAUUGGUAUGGAGUCUGCUGGCAUCCAUGAAACCGCCUACAACAGCAUCAUGAAGUGCGACAUUGACAUCAGGAAGGAUCUGUAUGCCAACAAUGUCUUGUCUGGUGGUACCACCAUGUACCCAGGUAUUGCUGACCGUAUGCAGAAGGAGAUCACCGCUCUGGCCCCCAGCACAAUGAAGAUCAAGAUCAUCGCCCCACCUGAGCGUAAAUACUCCGUAUGGAUCGGUGGCUCCAUCUUGGCUUCCCUGUCCACCUUCCAGCAGAUGUGGAUCACCAAGCAGGAAUACGAUGAGGCAGGUCCCAGCAUUGUCCACCGCAAGUGCUUCUAAAUUCAUCGGCUGCAUCUGUCUUCUGUGGAUCACACAAUAAUGGAGAAUACAUUCAAAAUUAUGGGACAGCUUUGGGACAGAUUUCUACAUGUUAUUCGAAGAACAUACCCUUGAGUAACAAGCAGGAACAGGACGAGGCAGGACCAGCACUGUCCAAGAAAUCAAUCACACAAUCAACAUCCAGAAGACCAUUAAACCAUGAUAUCCAUCAUGAGACUGUAAUCUGUACAUAAAUAGUCAUUAAUUUAUUAAAGUCCAUCAUUUAGAUUUUUGUGACGCAUAUGUGUUAAUAAAUUGUUCAGAUUGAAAAAAA